This is a messenger RNA of Neocloeon triangulifer, 3664 nucleotides long. RefSeq names its product jmjC domain-containing histone demethylation protein 1 (gene Kdm2). Bases 103 to 3396 code for a protein of 1097 amino acids. NCBI's taxonomy places the organism in Eukaryota, Metazoa, Arthropoda, Insecta, Ephemeroptera, Baetidae. Gene Ontology annotation, biological process: protein demethylation; regulation of transcription by RNA polymerase II. Gene Ontology annotation, molecular function: transcription coregulator activity; DNA binding; zinc ion binding. The record is from RefSeq and is a predicted model, not a curated record. The transcript has 13 exons.
GCUCGCUAGUCGCUCGCCUCCGCCGGGCGAGAGAAGUCGUGGAAGAGAGGGGCGCUCGCAGCUCGCUGUUUCCUCCGCAUCGGACAUCGGGCGUAAGCCAAAAUGGCGACAACCAAGUCUUCGAAAGGCGACACCAAAAGUGACAAGAAAAACAAGCACAAGCGCAAAAACCCCGACCGCGAGUACAUCAUCCGACCGAGGGACCGCAAGCAGAGGAAGCACUACACGGAUGACUGGGCUUACGGGGAUGAAGAGAUUGAGGGCCAGCAUGCCUUUGAUCUUGAGGAGAAGCUUACGACGGACCGUUUUGAGCAGGGUUUUGUCAAGGAGAUGCAGGGCCAAGACGUGACCGUGGCUUAUUUUCAACGUCACGGCUUCAGCACCCCUCUGCUGGUUAAAGAGAAGACUGGUCUAGGACUGACGGUGCCGCCAGAAGACUUCAGCAUCAAUGACGUGCGGAUGGGUGUCGGAUCAAGGAGAAUGCUAGACGUUAUGGACGUUAACACUCAAAAGAAUAUGGACAUGACCAUGAAAGAGUGGCAGAAAUACUAUGAGAGUACCAACAAAGAACGUCUCCUGAAUGUAAUUUCUCUAGAAUUCAGCCACACAAAGCUAGAACAGUACAUCCAAUCUCCUACAGUCGUGAGGCAGCUUGACUGGGUAGAUUGUGUGUGGCCGAAAUACUUGAAAGACAUGCAAGUGGAGUCAACAAAUGUGCUCGAAGACAUGAUGUACCCAAAAGUGCAGAAAUACUGCCUUAUGUCAGUGAAGAACUGCUUCACAGAUUUUCAUGUUGACUUUGGUGGCACCUCCGUAUGGUACCAUAUUCUCAAAGGCAGCAAGAUUUUCUGGCUGAUUCCGCCGACUGAGCACAACAUCAGUUUGUACGAGCAGUGGGUGCUGUCUGGCAAACAAAGUGACAUUUUCUUUGGAGACACUGUCGAGAAGUGCUCUCGAGUGCACCUUGAGCAGGGUAACACAUUCUUCAUUCCAUCUGGUUGGAUCCAUGCAGUCUUCACACCCUCGGACUCGCUCGUCUUUGGAGGCAACUUCCUUCAUUCCUAUGGCAUUGAAAAGCAAUUGCGCAUUGCCAAAUUAGAGGACACCACAAAGGUUCCUCAAAAGUUUAGAUACCCAUUUUUCACUGAGAUGCUCUGGUAUGUUUUGGAGAAAUAUGUCUACUGCCUACUUGGAAACUCGCAUCUCAAUCUACCAGCCGAAGUGUUGGCUUCAAGGGCUAGCUACCGCCCUCACCAAGAAGUCCAUCUCACAACUCAGGAGCUGCACGGACUCAAAGAAAUUGUGCUCUUCCUGCACACCUUGCCAGCACACAAGAAAAACGUGCCAGAGCUGAUUCCAGAUGCCAUUAAACUGAUUACAGAUGUAAGAGAUUUGGUACAGUUGCACCGAAAGGACAACCCAGGCAUGGCUGUGACUGGAAAGUGCAUUUUGAGACUCCCACAUGAGAAUUCAGACAGAAGUCCCCUCAGCCGCUCAUCAGGCAACAGUCGAGGUGUAUCUAGGCCCAAAACAAGUCAAGGAAAUCGAAGCAGCAUUGGCAGUAAUUCCUCAUCCAGAAUGAGCCUGCCAGGAAUGUCGGCUCUCUCUUCUCCACUCAACUCCAGUCCUCAGAGCGCUAUGCACAAUCGCCCCAUGCACUCGGAAGGUCACUCUAAACCAGCCAGCAGCAGUGGAUCAUCCUCGCAUGCCAACAACAAUGGGCCAAGGAGGCGACGCACUAGAUGCAAGAAGUGCGAGGCCUGCAACAGGUCAGAUUGUGGCGAGUGCAACUUCUGUCUGGACAUGGUCAAGUUCGGAGGGCCUGGAAGAGCCAAGCAAACUUGUGUCAUGCGCCAAUGUUUGCAGCCAAUGCUGCCCGUGACUGCUGCUUGUGCAGUGUGCAGAUUAGAUGGCUGGGGGCUUGAGCCUGUUGUCCCCAUACAGAAAACAGCCGAAAGAGCAUCUGUGCCUUCUUCCCUCAUGGAGUGCAGUGUCUGCUUUGAAAUCAUGCACCCAAAAUGUGCCACCAGCCGCUUGCCACCUGGAAUCACUGCUACUGGUCAGGUCAAUGAAGACAUGCCAAACUCGUGGGAAUGCCCCCUUUGCUGCAAGGAAGGCAAAAACCAAGAUUACAAGCCACGCCAUUUCCGUGCCAGAAACAAAACCUCUACCCCAGCCGCUCCUGGGAUGGGACGUCGAGGAUCUUUCAGCAGCGAAUGUAGUGAGAACCCGACCAGGAAUAUAAAAACAGAAUUUGAUAGUGAUAUGGACCCUAUGUCCCCAUCUGGCUCUGCUAAAGUUAAGCCAGAGCCUCCUCACCUCUCCCCUGACAUCAUGAAAAGGAGGAGAUUCUCCAACGAUUCAGAAGUUGCCGACGACGCCGGUCCUCCUGUACUGGAUGCAGAACCUAUUGCUACAGUCCACAGACCUGUCAAUGCCAUCAGACCACCUCUCAGAUCUCAACUUGCUGCACAAUUGUGUGGAAGCUCAACCAAACAGUUGAAAAGACCAACUGUUGUUGUCAGACCCAACGGCAUUCCACAAGAGACCAAAAAUGUUGCCAGGAUUCCAGGUGGAAAUCUUGCUUUGGACAAGGAGGUCAUGCAACUGGUCUUCCGCUUCUUGGACCAGUCUGAACUGAACACCUGCACGCUUGUGUGCAAGAGCUGGUCCUCAUGGGCAUGCUCGCCAAAAUUGUGGCCGCGGCUGUCUCUGGCCCACUGUCGAGUAACAGCGGCACACAUACAAGGCAUCGUAAAGCGUCAGCCGAGCAGCCUCAUCCUCGACUGGAGCACUGUCAGCUCUAAGCAGCUGGGCUGGUUGCUGCCGAGGCUGCCACAGCUGCAGUGCCUCAGCCUGCAGGGUUGUGUGUACGCAACAUGUGUCGUCGCCUUGCGCACCUGUACUUGCCCUAUGCUCAUGUCACUAGAUCUCAGCUACGUCUCUGGCAUGAAUGACUGCUGCUUGAGGGAAAUUUUGUCGCCACCGCCAGACUCUAGGCCUGGCAUGACGGACAAUAAGUCGCGGCUAAGGAACCUCAAAGAACUCAUUCUUGUUGGAUGUGACAUAUCAGAUGUUUCUCUAAGAUACAUUGUCCAGUACUUAAAAGGUUUGGAAGUGCUGUCACUGGGAUCCUGCUACAAAAUAACAGACGCAGGAGUGGCUCAGCUGUCUUCUAACAAUGCUCCCAGCGUGACCAACCUGAAAGUGCUGAACCUCUCUGGCUGCAAAAUGGUCACUGACCUUAGCCUUGAGCACCUUGACCGAUGCAGAGGGCUGAAACGCCUAGACUGCAGACACACUCCGUUCAUCAGCUCGGACGCAAUGCGCACAUUUUGUGAGAGCCGACCGAACCUGGUGAGCGUAACAGACAAACUUGUAAUUGAAAAGGACUAACCUAGUCAUGGACUUAAAAUUCCAUUUUGUAAACUGGCAGUUAAUUAAUCAAUUUAAAUGUGAGAAAUAAUGCCAUCUCUUUGUGUCAUUGAUAAGAUAUAUUAAAAAAAAAAUAUAUUUAAUGCCCACGGACUGACUUAGGUCUGUUUAUUCAUUGUACACAAGCAUUUCAUCAAUUUAUAUUUUCAAAUGUUUUAAAAUUGAGUUAUCCUAUUGUGAAGUUGUCGGUGUUAAUAAGAUGUAAUUGAUAAAUAAAAUACUUGUAAAA